Messenger RNA from Symbiodinium natans, 789 nucleotides. Lineage: Eukaryota; Dinophyceae; Suessiales; Symbiodiniaceae. The record is from the annotation of a GenBank genome assembly.
AUGGUGCAGUGCUUUGGCUUUGCUGUUCGAGAGCUAAGGAGCGAUGAAGAGGAAGAGGAGGAAGACGAAGACGACAACGGCCAGGGGUCUGAUGAGCGGCUCGAGGAGGAGUGGCAAGAGGUGAAGAGAGAGAAGAAGCCGAAAGCCAUGCCAAAACAGGAAGCGAGCAGGCCCCGCCGCGAGCGCCGCGACCGAGGGCGCCGAGGCGAGGACCGCAAAGAUGGCAAAGACGGAAAAGAUGGCAGGAAGGAGGAGAAUGACAAGGACAAAGACGGCCAGCAAUCCACCAGGAGGCGCCGAGAUGGCGAUAGAAACCGCCGGGACAACCGCAGAAGAGCAGGUGCUGGUGCAGGCGGAGGUGAGAAUCUCCAGCCGCGGCAGGACGACAAGAAGCCACAAGAGAACGCGUGGAGGCGUAAGGAAAGCGGUGAGAAGGACGAGGUGCCAAAGCCCAAGGAGCAACCGAGAGAGAGGAGGCCGCAGAAGGAUCCCAGGGAGCCCAGGGAGGUGAAGGAGCCGAAGGAGGUGAAGGAAGCCAGGGAGCCAAGGAAAGAGGGCGGUAAACCCGCCGAGAGUCAGGGCACCAGGAACCUCGGCGAGGGAGAUUCGAGCAAAUUCCGCCCACCGAAUAGGAGGUCGCAGGACUCACAGCCUCGGCAGUCUCGACAGACUUCGGGCCGUUCCGAGGAGGGUCGCAACCGUGGUGACCGGCGCAGGUCUGGUAAUGGGAACCGAAACCAAGGCCACAGUGCUGAGGAUUGGUUUGCAAGUCGAAUGGCUGCGGCCUGA